Strongylocentrotus purpuratus (purple sea urchin) is the source of this 4140-nucleotide messenger RNA. Its product is annotated as amoeboid myosin I. Bases 292 to 3648 code for a protein of 1118 amino acids. Gene Ontology annotation, cellular component: microvillus; cytoplasm; actin cytoskeleton. Lineage: Eukaryota; Metazoa; Echinodermata; Echinoidea; Camarodonta; Strongylocentrotidae. The record is from RefSeq and is a predicted model, not a curated record. Gene Ontology annotation, biological process: actin filament organization; vesicle transport along actin filament. Gene Ontology annotation, molecular function: ATP binding; actin filament binding; microfilament motor activity. The transcript has 28 exons.
CGCCAGUUCAGAGCUCGAAAUUUUCCCUCACACCCACCCGGCUAGCUAACGACGCUGCUUGCAUUGCUGGAUCUGAGGAAGAUUAGAACAAAAGUGUGAAGUUUCAACAUUGAAGUCUGUCCCAAGGCUAGGUUGAAGUGAGCAUAAGGAGUAUACAGCUCUCUCUCACUUCCCGAUCAUUGUAGUCUGAAGAAUGGCAGACUGAGAAUGAGAGAGACAAGUUGAUAAGAACCUUGGAAUAUAUUUUGGACAGGAAUACUUUCAUCAUAUACAGGACGUAAAGAGACCAAGAUGGCCUACCACUGGCAGAGUCAGGGUCGCAAGACCAGUGGAGUGGAGGACAUGGUUCUACUCAGCAAGAUUCAAGAGGGCGCUAUAGUGGAGAACCUGAAGAAACGCUUCAUGGAUGACUUGAUCUAUACAUACAUCGGCCCUGUGCUGAUAUCCAUCAAUCCAUUCAAACAGAUGCCAUACUUCACAGAGAAGGAGGUUGAUAUGUACCAAGGAGCUGCCAUAUAUGAGAACCCCCCUCAUGUGUACGCCCUUACAGAUGACAUGUACAGAAACAUGUUGAUAGAAUACGAGAACCAAUGCGUAAUCAUCAGUGGAGAGAGUGGAGCUGGAAAGACCGUCGCAGCCAAGUAUAUCAUGGCGUACAUCGCCAAGGUUUCCGGGGGAGGAGCUACUGUUCAGCACGUCAAAGAAGUCAUUAUCCAAUCAAAUCCGCUCUUAGAAGCCUUCGGUAACGCCAAGACAGUGAGGAACAACAACUCGAGUAGAUUUGGGAAGUAUGUAGAGAUCCAGUUCACCAGAGCAGGAGCACCUGAUGGAGGGAAGAUAACAAACUUCCUGCUGGAGAAGUCCAGAGUGGUCAGUCAAAACACUGAUGAAAGGAACUUUCAUAUCUUCUAUCAGCUCCUGUGUGGGGCCAACCAUCAACAAAAAGAGAAUCUUGGUCUGACAACACCAGACUACUACUUCUACCUGAACCAGAGUGGAUCAUACAAAGUGGAUGGGUUAGACGAUGUCAAAGAAUACAAGGAUACUCUGAAUGCCAUGUCUGUGAUUGGAAUAUCCGAAGAUGAUCAAGAGAAUGUUCUCUCCUGCGUGGCUGGCAUACUCCAUCUUGGAAACAUUGUGUUUGUAGAAAAGGACAACUAUGCUGUCAUACAUGAUGAUGAGUUUCUUGAUUUCCCGUCCUACCUGCUUGGGCUGGACAAGGAAGCGCUACGUAAGAAGCUGAUCAGCCGUCGUAUGGACAGUAAAUGGGGCGGGAAGGCGGAGCAUAUAGAGGUCACACUUAACACAGAGCAAGCAGCUCAUACCAGAGAUGCUCUAGCUAAGGCUGUCCAUUCAAGACUAUUUGACUUCCUCGUUAGUUCCAUCAAUGGUGCCAUGCAGAAGCAGAAGGUAGAGAUCACAAUAGGAGUUCUGGAUAUCUAUGGCUUUGAGAUCUUUCAACAGAAUGGCUUUGAACAGUUCUGCAUUAACUUUGUGAACGAGAAGCUUCAGCAGAUCUUUAUAGAACUCACACUCAAAGCUGAGCAGGAAGAGUAUGUAGCAGAAGGGAUCAAGUGGAAGAAGAUUGAUUACUUCAACAACAAGAUUGUGUGUGAUCUCAUUGAGAGCAAGGUACCUCCCGGAGUCAUGUGCAUCCUGGAUGACGUGUGUGCGACCAUGCAUGCCGUGAGCGAUGGUGCCGAUGAAAAGCUUCUACAGAAGAUGAACAGUGCCGUGGGAACGCAUCAGCACUACGGGGUCUUGAGUGGGGGAUUCAUUGUACAUCAUUACGCUGGCCAGGUGCGGUAUACAGUAGAAGGAUUCUGUGAGAGGAAUCGUGAUGUACUCUUCACUGAUCUCAUCGAACUUAUGCAGUCAAGUGAGAACUCGUUCUUCAUGACCCUAUUUCCCGAGAAGAUCGCGGGUCAAGCCAAGUCACGACCCACUACAGCUAGCAGCAAAAUCAAAACUCAGGCCAACAAGCUAGUAGACAAACUGAUGCAAUGUACACCUCAUUACAUCCGCUGUAUCAAACCAAACGAGACAAAGAGACCUCAGGACUGGGAAGAAAAAAGGGUAUAUCAUCAAGUUGAAUACCUGGGACUGAAGGAGAACAUCAGGGUGAGGCGAGCUGGUUUCGCUUACAGGAGAGAAUUCGACAAAUUUCUCAGACGGUAUGCUAUCUUGACUCCCGAGACAUGGCCAAGGUGGGGAGGUGAUGUCAAGUCUGGGGUCAAUCAUCUACUACGCGCUGUCAACAUGGACACUGAUGAGUUUCAGCUAGGCAAGACAAAGGUCUUCAUCAGGAAACCAGAAUCUCUCUUUCUCCUAGAAGAACAGAGAGAGAGAAAGUUUGACUUUCAUGCUCGGAUCAUCCAGAAGGCAUUCAGACAAUUCAAUGCACAGAAGUACUAUCUCAGACUCAAACAGCAAGCCAGUGACAUCCUGUUCGACAAGAAGGAGAGGAGGCGCUACAGUCUCAACCGUAACUUUGUCGGGGACUACAUCGGCUUUGAGCACAAUGUAUCCCUGCAGGCGUUGGUUGCUAGGAGAGAGAGGAUUGAGUUUGCUGAUAAGGUCAACAAGUAUGACAGGAGAUUCAAGGUCACGAAGCGAGACCUGCUACUAUCAGGCAGGAAUAUCUAUCUGAUUGGUCGAGAGCAGAUCAAGAAAGGGCCAGAGAAAGGUCAGAUCAGGGACGUGGUCAAAAGGAAGAUUCCCCUCAACCAUAUACACAGUGUAUCUCUCAGUACUCUUCAGGAUGACAUGUUUGUGCUCCAUGUAAGUGAGGAAUAUGACAGCAUCUUAGAGUCCACUUUCAAGACUGAAUUCCUGACCGUACUCAACAAGAAGUUCCAAGAGACUCUACAACAGAAACUGAUGGUCAACUUCAAUGACUCGAUCGAGUUUUCAGUGAAGAAGGAAGGAUGGGGUGGAGGAGGAACGAGGACAGUGAGGUUUGCUCAGGGUCAGGGAGACACUGCCGUUCUCAAGCCGUCCAGCAAGAUACUGACCGUUAGCAUUGGUAGUGGACUUCCACGCAACUCAAGACCUGGACUACGUGAUGUCAAGGUGACGAGCAAAGACAGGCAGGCCGGUAACCGCGGCAACAGUAACCGUGGCAACAGUAAUCGCGGCAAUGGACAUGUAUCAAGGAGGCCCGCUCCCAGCCAGCCUGCCCCAGGCAAACCCACUGCUCCGUAUGCCCUGGUACAGAAGAGAGGGGGUCCUACCAGCCCCACCAAAGGAGGCAUGAAACGUACUUCAAGUCGAAGGAAGAGUGGAGAGCAGCCCCAUCUACCAAAAGGGGGCGCCCAGAUCUUCGCCAAACAGUUCAAGAACGUGAUCAACAGCCAAGACUACCUACAGACACCAGACGCUGGGGUAUCAGGGCAAAAACGUAGGACCAUAAAGGGCAGCCGCCCUGCACCUGGAGCUGGUAGACCCAAGCCCAAACCACAACCACCAGCCCCGUCCAGACCAAAGUGUCGUACCAUCUACCCCUACGAUGCGGGCGAUACGGAUGAGUUGUCAUUCGGAGAAGGAGAGACUAUAGAAAUCAUUUUGGAAGAUGCCUCUGGUUGGUGGAGAGGUAAGCUACGAGGGAGAGAGGGACUCUUCCCGGCCAAUUACAUUGAAAAGAUUUGAUGACAUCAUUCACGACAUCAUCAUAGAUAACUCUGCAUGUUAUCAUGCAGUCAUCAUACUAGUAUCUUACAUUGUAUUUAAUACAUGGUGGGAAUAGAUUUUUAUUUGCACUAGCAUCUGUGCUUCUUGGCUAUUGACAUUUGUUCAGACGGCGAUUGCUCUUGUUUGAAUUCAACAGCAGUAUAGGGUUAGGGUUACAAAUGCAAUCAGGUUUUCGGUCAUUAGUAUUAGGUAUAUAGGGUUAGUUUUAAGGUUAGGUAUAAUAUUGGGUCCAGGUUGAAAUUAGGAAAUGACCACAGCGUAAUUGUUGCAGGAGCAUGCCUGUGUCAUACAACCCUCUUCUGGUAUAUUUGACAGAGUAAUAUGCGGUACAUAAAAUGUAACUUUCGUUGAGGUUGCAUAUGUUAGUAGAUAGAGUCACAGUGUAUGGAAUGAGAUUUAUACCAUGCACAAAAUCUUGGAUCAUUACUAUGAAAUUAUCAUUUUUUUUAA